AUGACACAGGCUAGCAGCGCUCCAGAGAUCUUCCGUUUCACGGACCCUUGCGUAGUUCUGCCGGGCCAAUUUAUCCACAUCCUGCUCAUUGCCCUGUCGCCCGAGAGCAUGUGGGUGUGGAUCGGCCUGGAUGAGCAUCUUGGCGAGGCACUGGCCUUGUCGGCAUCGGCCGGCCCGCAGGCUGGCCCCCUUGGUCCCCUCUCAACGACGAUUCUCCCGGGCGAUGAUGAUGAGCUUAGCAUGAAGCUUAGUCGCGCGAUCGUUCUGAUGACGGGCCGGCGCCAGUGCUUCGCGAAUUGCAGCAUCCCAGCCGGUCUUGCCUCAGCGGCUGGCAUCUGGCCGCGCGUGCUGGAGGUCCUGCGCGCGCGUCUCCUCGAAGCUGGCCUACACAAGUCCUGCUCGCGGGCCGAGCCGGCGGCGUCGCAGCAGUAG
Molecule: messenger RNA, 432 nt
Organism: Fonticula alba
Lineage: Eukaryota; Rotosphaerida; Fonticulaceae
Exons: 3
Coding region: 1-432 (143 amino acids)
Source: RefSeq, a predicted model, not a curated record